CGCGACUCCAUCAUUGGGCAUCUCACGAUACUAAGUUUGACAAGGAAGUCAUCAUAAUGUGACACGCCAUCGGAAGCUGCACCCAACGACGACUCUGUCCUGCGUACAAGCUUCCUGUCAGUGAUCUGAGAUGCCAUUCCACUGUACCUAAGCAACCACAUCCCGUCGCACGUCGUCUAUCGUCACCACAGUCUCCACAAUAUCACAACACCAAGCACAUAUCGUACCGUUUCCACCGUCAUCACAACAACAACAACAACAACAACGGGCAAAAGAGUUCUAGAUGGAGCAGAAACAACCAGAUGGCAAGAUCGGCAUACGCAAACGCCUAAAGCACUUUACGUUCGCCUGGUUCCUCUCUACAAUGAGUACGGGGGGUCUGGCUCUAGCCCUCGCCGAUACACCGCAUCAAUUCCCUGGCCUCUACCAUAUCGGUCUAACCAUGUUCUUGGCCAACAUACUACUCUUCCUCGUGCUCUGCACCUGCACAGUCCUGCGGCUCAUCCACCAUCCCGCACACUUUGCAUCCUCGUUUCUGCACCCGCAGGAAUCCCUCUUCCUAGGCUCCUUCUGGCUCUCUCUGAGCGUGAUCCUAGCCGGUAUCCAAACCUAUGGUAUCACGCACGGUCCUUUUUCUUCUUCUUCUUCUUCUUCUUCUUCUUCUUCUCCGCCCUACCCUUGGCUUGUCGACGCUGUGCACGUCUUAUAUUGGGUAUACGCUGCUUUGUCUCUGGCGAAUAGCAUAUUCCAGUACUGGAUCCUUAUUGCGUAUAGUAAGCUAAGGCCGGUGCCAUACUUGCCUAGUAUUUUCCUAGCGGGGUAUUCAGCCAUGUUGACGGGCACGGUGGCGAGUAUGGUUGCGGGCACGCAGCCGGCCCAUCGCGUCAUGGGGGUUGUGGUGAGUGGGGUUGCGUAUCAGGGGUUUGGAUGGUGUAUCAGCUUCAUUGCUGUUGUGGCAUAUGUGAGGAAUGUGUUGGAUCUUGGGUUUCCUCCUGCUGCGCAAUUGCGCCCGGGCUUGUUUAUUCCCGUGGGGAGUUGUGCGUAUACGAUUGUUGCGUUGAUUGGUCUUGCGAAUGCGGUUUCGGAGGAUGCGAGUUACUUUGUGAGACAUCCUGCUGCGCCUGAGAUACUACGUGUCCUAGCAUUGUUUACAGGUAUCUUCCUGUAUGUGUUUGCUUUCUGGCUUUUUGCUAUUGCGUUUUUGGGGAACGUCGGUGUUGUUGGUAAGAUGCCAUUUAGUCUGACGUGGUGGGCUUUCAUCUUCCCGAAUGUGGGGUUCACGCUUAGUACAAGUGUGCUGGGUAGAGAGUUGGAGAGUGAGGGCAUACUGUGGGUGGCGAGUGUGAUGACCGCUCUACUGGUAGUGACCUGGUUGGUGACGCUCGUGGGAUGUGUCAGGGCUGUUUGGAAGAGAGAGAUUGUAUGGCCGGGGAGGGAUGAGGAUAAGAAUCGUUGACCACAGGAAUCAUGACCAAUGCCGAAGAUGAUGAUCAAAAUAAUCAUGAUUGAUCUGAUCCGUCCAAGAGACGACGCAUUCAGCUACUUUACCACGUGGUAUGAAUUUAUCCAGCCCCACGGAGUAAUUUACG
Alternaria alternata is the source of this 1589-nucleotide messenger RNA. RefSeq names its product C4-dicarboxylate transporter/malic acid transport protein. The transcript is spliced from 3 exons. Gene Ontology annotation, molecular function: malate transmembrane transporter activity. The record is from RefSeq and is a predicted model, not a curated record. Gene Ontology annotation, cellular component: membrane. NCBI's taxonomy places the organism in Eukaryota, Fungi, Ascomycota, Dothideomycetes, Pleosporales, Pleosporaceae. Bases 284 to 1456 code for a protein of 390 amino acids. Gene Ontology annotation, biological process: malate transmembrane transport.